Molecule: messenger RNA, 3942 nt
Organism: Closterium sp. NIES-65
Lineage: Eukaryota; Viridiplantae; Streptophyta; Zygnematophyceae; Desmidiales; Closteriaceae
Source: the annotation of a GenBank genome assembly
AUGCCGUCGCGCUCGCGGCGGAACUCCGAGCAGCGGCGGCGCGUGGAGCAGCCGGAUCUGCAGGUGCUUCCGCCGCACGUAUGGGGCACGAUCGGGGGACUGGGGCUAGCGGCGACGGCGCUGCUGUUCGCGAUCCUAGGCGUUGCGACGGACUGGGAGGUCCCCGGCUUGCCGUACCUCUACAACGGUCUCUUCGCGCUCUCCGUCGUGCUGUGCGCUGUCGUCAUGCCGGUCGCGUGGUCGCAGCUGCCGAGUGGCAUGAGGGCGCGGUUGAAGUGGAGGCGGCGAAGCAAGGACGUGCAGAUUAACAUGGACCCCCCUCCCUGGGCCACCUCUGGUGCUGCUGUCUGCCGCAUAUUACACGUGGUGGAGGCAUCGGGGUUACCUCGUGAGGUGGCAGCAGCACGCCUGCUCAAGCACGGCCGCAACGAAUACGAAACCAUGCCCGUGCCCUCCUUCCCGCUCUUCCUCCUCGCCCACCUCUACACUCCCACACGGCUGCUCCUCCUGGCGCUGGUGGUCCUCUUCGCAGGCCUCACGCCCCCAGAGGAAGCCACACUCGGCGCGCUCUGCUCCCUCGCCCUCCUCCUGCUCCACCUCUACGCCGAGUGGCGCGGGCGGCACCGUUUGGCAGCUGCCAGCCUGGCAGCGCCGCAUGAUGCUCUGGUGCUAAGGGACGGUGCGGCUGUGGCUGUGAGCCGUGCUGACCUCGUGCCUGGGGACAUUGUGCUGCUGCGAUCAGGCAUGGAGGUCCCAGCAGAUCUGCGGCUGCUCCACUGCACGCUCCUUGAGAUCGACGAGUCGGGCGUCUCCGGCGAGUGGGAAGCAGCGCCCUGCCCCAAAGACGCCUCCCUCACCCUCAACCCCACCGCCAAAGCCACCCCGAUCGGGUGCCAGAACAUCGCCCUCGCAGGGACCAUGGUCACCUGCGGGUACGGCUCGGGUGUUGUGUUCCGCACGGGCAUGCAGACGGAAAUCGGGAAGAAGCUCGCGUCGGUCUCGCACGUGCACGCGAUGAGGAUCGGAGGCGGAGGGGAGACCUCCCCGCUGCUGCUGCUGCUGCGCUCGGCCUCGAAGCAAAUCGCUUUCGCGUCGGUGGGAGUCAGCGUGAUGGCUGCUGCGCUGGGAGUGUUCCGGCAGGUGGUGUGGCAGGACGUUCUCCUCGUCUCUCUCGUACUCUUUUUCGCCACGCUGCCCGACGACCUUCCCGCGCUGCUCUACUCCACGCUCGGCGCAUGCAGCCACCGGCUGGAGGCGAACGAAAUCUUCUUCCAGCAGUUGAAGGCCAUAGAGAACCUCUCCUUCGUCGACACCAUUCUCACCGACAAAACCGGGUGCUUAACGGAGGACAAGCCGGCUCUGCACGAGCUGCUGGUGGCAGAUACGCCUGUGGGGGCGGAGGAUCUAGCAGAGGCGACGAGAGCAGUUCCCAAGACAGGGCCCUUGGCGGAGGACGGGGCGAUGAAUGCGCUGGGACGGCUGUUUGAAGCGUGGGUGUUCAUGUCUGAUAUGGGGGAUGAUCUGUUGAGGGAUAGCACGGGGAUGAAACGGCGGAGAGGCACCAGCAGCAGCAGCAGCAGGGGAAGCUUGUCCUCUCUCAGUGCUUCUGCUGCUUCUUCUUCCGCUGCUGCUGCUGCUGCUGGGUCUUCUGCUGGUGGGUUAGCAGGCGGGGUGGCAGCAGAUGGAGGAGGGGCAGGAUCAUCUUCCGGUGCAGCAGAUGGGGCAUCAUUGCCGUCGUCAGAAGCGGAGUUCCUUGCGCGAGUGGCGAAGGAGGCGAGGGACGCAGGAGCCGGAGCGGCGUUGCAGAUUGACAUUGGGGAGAGCGAGGAGCAGAGCGAGUCUUUGCUGGAAGGCGGCUCAGUUUUGUCUACCGGCCCCAAAGGGCUAGCAUCAGCUGGAGGAGGAGCAGGAGCAGGAGGUGUGCGCACUGCUGACGUGGCAGCCAGAGGAGGCCACGUGGACACGCUCGAUUGGGCGAUCCUCGCAGCGGUCGGCGGCCCGUCAGUGCUAACAAGCCUUCCAUACGAGGGUCUAGAAGGCGAAGAAGAGGCAGCCGUAGCUGCAGCAGCAGCAGCAGUAGCGUCCACGAGAGGUCUCCGACCACUACACGACAUGCUGAGGCGGUGCUAUGAGGCCAAGGCUGCCGCGGAUAGGCUGGCAGAUACCCCGUAUGAUGCGGUGCUGAAGUGCGCCACGAGAACGUAUGCCAAUGUGCCCGUGGCGGUUGCAGAGGGGGGUGUCGCGGCUGCUGCGUCGAAGCGGGGAAAGUCGGUGCAGCAGAAGCUGCUGGCGCUGGGGAGACGGGCAGCAGCACAAAACGGUGCAGCGCCAGAUGCAGGCGACACAGCAGGAACAACAGCAGCAGCAAGAGGCGGUGGGGGGGAGGGCGAGGUGUGUGAGAGGGUGUACGUGAGGGGGCCGCCAGAGGUGCUGGUGGAGCAGUGCGGCAGCGUGCUGUGCCAUGGCGAGCCCGAGUCCAUCUCUUCCCUGCGCCCUGCGCUGCUCAAACGCAUUCAGGAGCUCGCCGACCAAGGCUACACGCUAGUGGGCUAUGCGUCUGGCAGCACAGCGGAUCACUCCAGCCCCCGCCAUUCCUCUUCCCGCACCGCCCUCGUCUCCUCCAUCGCCGACUGCACCUUCCUGGGCCUCGUUGCUCUUUCCGACCCCACGCGCGUUGACGCUGCUGCUGCCGCGCGCUGCUGCCGCCUUGCGGGGGUGCGCCCUGUGCUGGUGACUGGGGAUCACCUGGGGACGGCCGUUGCUGUGGCUAGAGCUGCUGCCAUCUGCUAUCCGCAUCAGGUGCAGCAGCAGGAGGUGCAGCAGGACGCCAUCUCAUGCACGGAGCGCCCGCCAGCGCAGAGCACGGGCGAGGAGCUCAGGGCUCUUGUGGCGGGCACUAGCGUGGUGGCGCGCGCAUCUCCCACAGACAAGCUCUGCAUUCUGGAAGCUCUGCAGAUGAAUGGACAGCUCGUGGCCGCGUGCGGGUCAAGCCUGACAGACGCAUCAGUGCUAGCAGCAGCGGACGUGGGCAUAGCUGUAGGCCCGGGCCCGGCAGCGGUGCGCGAUGCAGCGUCCGUGGUGUUGCUUGACCCCUCCUUCGGUGCCAUCCGCUUCCUGCUCGAGGAGGCACGUGCUGCUCUCAGCAACGUGCGCAAGGGGCUGGCGCUGGAGCUGGGGUGCAAGCUGGGGCUCGCGCUUGUUGUGCUGCUGGGCACGCUUUGGCUCAGUUACCCCAUGCUGCCCUGUCAGCUAAUCGUCUCCACAGUGCUCCUCCGCAUGGCCUCUCUCUUCUUCUACACAUCCGAGCUCCCCGAUGCCGACGUCAUGCUGCACGGCCCACGUCUCCCCACCCGCCCCUUCUUCGACCUCCCUCUCCUCGCCACCAUUGCCUCAGCAGCCAUCGCCACGGCCGUCGCCACGCUCCUCUCUCUCGCCUACUCCAUCCGGACUGAUCCAAGCAACAACAAUGACGUGCAUACAGUGGCGUUCAUCGGCUGGCUCGUCUCGUCCUGCUUCGUGUCCUUCCACCUGCGUACGACCUCCGAGUCGAUCUUCCAGAAGGGGCUCUUUUCGAACCUGCUGGUGCUGCUGGGGAUGCUGGUUACUGCAGGGCUGUGCGUGCUGCUCUCGUUCUCCGCGUGGUUCCGCAGCGCGCUGCAUUUCCAAGCGAUCCCGCCGCUGGACUGGCUGAUUGUUGUCGGGAUCUCCGCCGCAGGGACGAUCUGGAUUGAGAUGUUCAAGUGUGUUAUCUCGUUCUACCGGGACCGUGGAUACGAAGUGCCCAGCUUUGAGAUUGCUGAGGGGACGGGUGGUGCUGCCGCUGGUUCUGGUGGUGCUGGUGGUGGUGGUGGAGCUCUGGGGGAUCACAGGGAUGAUGGGGAAGGGGGGGACGAGUCACUUUUGCCUACAUCCAGCCUCAAGAGCGACAUUGAAAUGACUUGA